CUGAAAGUUCAGUGUGAAUCUAGUGUGAUGACCCAGGUUGAGAUCUAAAACCUGCAGGACACCGACCCUUGAGGCCUGGAGUUCCCGACCGCUGUGCUAGCAGCUGGAGCCAAGCAACCCAUCUGCCAGAGUUUAUCCACUACUUCAAAAGCAAAUCACAACAGUUGUGUCAUGGCACAUUUCUGAAGUCCUGUUUGAAUCCUCAAGAUGAGCAUUUCUGUUGUCGCCAUCUUGUUUGCCAAAAAAUGGAUGUAAUGUGGAGCCAUGGGUCUGACUGCGAAUCUACACACUCACUGGCUAAUUCUAUAGGACUGGAAAUGUUUUUGCAAUCACAGGUAUCGCCAUCUUAUGGCUGUCAGAGAGAACAGAGGUUUUAAGGCACUUCCACUUUGGCUUCAUUUUUGUAUCCCAGAAGCUUCGUCCAUGUUUUAUGCUGCCAGAGUCUUUUAAACUAGUCUUUUCACCAUAUGUGAGCUGUUUUUGCCUUUUGGAUUAUUUAAAGGAUUAUCUUAUUGUUAUUCUGCUGGCUGGGAGCAUCCAAAAAGUUUGUGCUUCAGUUUUGAGUGCCUGUAAGUAGCAGCUCCAUCUUCUCUUCCUUGUGUGUGUACCCUCUGCAAGAGCCGGGGGCACAUACUAUAUGUGUAUGUGAGAUGAGGAGGAGCUAAGUGGCUACCACAACCACCUAGAUCAGACAGCCUCCUGUGCUGCAAGAUGGAUUAGAGCCCCACACCUCAGGAGAUCAAAGGUGGCUGUGACAGGGGCACCCCCGGGGCAGGACCCAUGAGGAGUCAUAGAAGAUGCUCACAGCCUGGGCGCUUCUGCUCUUCUUAGCCAUGUGGGUGAGAAGCACCUUUGGUGGCCCGCUCUCCUUUCGAAUAGCUGCCAUCCUUGAUGACCCUAUGGAGUGCAGCAGAGGAGAGCGUCUGGCUAUCACGCUGGCCAAAGACAGCAUCAACAGGAGCAGUAACCGCUCCACCACUGGCAAGCUGGAGGUGGACAUCUUUGAACUGCUGAGAGACAGCGAAUAUGAGAUGGGGGAAACAAUGUGCCAGAUCAUGUCCAAAGGGGUGGUGGCGGUCCUUGGUCCAUCUGCCAGUCCAGCUUCCAACUCAAUCAUCAGCAAUAUAUGUGGAGAGAAGGAGGUGCCCUAUGUCAAGGUGGCUCCAGAGGACAUUUUGAAGGUUCAUUUCCCCCGCUUCACCACUUUGGACCUGAGACCAACAAACACCGACAUCAGCCUGGCCGUGGCCGGCCUUCUCACCUUCUUUAACAGCACCACCGCCUGCCUCAUCUGUGCCCAGGCCGACUGCUUAUUAAACCUGGAGCAGCUCCUCAGGCAGUUCCUCAUCUCCAAGGAGACUCUGUCUGUGCGCAUGCUUGAUGACAGCCAGGACCCGACCCCACUCCUAAAGGAGAUUCGAGAUGACAAGACUGCCACCAUAAUAGUUGAUGCCAAUGCCACAAUGUCACAUAUCAUUUUGGAGCGGGCAUCAGAGCUGGGAAUGCUGUCAGUCUACUACACUUACAUCUUCACCUCUCUGGAAUUCUCUUUACUCCGACUGGACGACGUGGCGGACCAGCGAGUCAACAUAGUUGGUUUUUCCGUCUUCAACAAAACUCAUCCCUUCUUCCAGGAUUUUGCGCUAAGCCUCAACCGCUCCUGGCAAGAGAACUGUGACCACGCACCCUUCGCCGGCACCCCACUCUCGUCAGCUUUGCUCUUUGAUGCGGUAUACGCUGUGGUGGCGGCGGUCCAGGAGUUGAACCGUAGCCAGAACGUCGGAGCCACUCAGCUCUCCUGCAAGUCCUCCAAGAUCUGGGAGCACGGCACCAGCCUCAUGAAUUACCUGAGGAUGGUAGAAUUGGAAGGUCUAACAGGGCACAUUGAAUUCAACAGCAAAGGACAGCGGUCUAACUAUGCCCUGAGGAUCAUGCAGAACAGCAAGGACGGCCUAAGGCAGAUUGGCCUGUGGCACUCUGAAGAUGGACUGUCCAUGGAGAGAAAGCUUCCAUCUAUCAAUGUGACGGACACCCUCUUCAACACGACUCUUAUCAUCACAACAAUACUGGAGAAUCCGUAUGUGAUGCUCCGACAGAACCACCAAGAACUCGAGGGAAAUGACCGCUAUGAGGGCUUCUGUGUGGACAUGCUGAAGGAGCUGGCAGAUAUUCUCAAGUUUAAGUAUCGCAUCCGGCUGGUGGGGGAUGGAGUCUACGGAGUUCCCGGAGCUAACGGAACAUGGACGGGCAUGGUUGGAGAGUUAAUCUCAAGAAAAGCAGACCUGGCAGUCGCAGGCCUGACCAUCACAGCAGAGCGUGAAAAGGUGAUUGACUUCUCCAAGCCUUUCAUGACCCUUGGUAUCAGCAUCAUGUACCGCGUCCACCUGGGACGUAGGCCAGGCUACUUCUCCUUCCUGGAUCCCUUCUCACCGGGUGUUUGGCUCUUCAUGCUUCUGGCCUACUUGGCUGUCAGUUGCAUUCUCUUUCUGGUGGCCAGGCUGACACCUUAUGAAUGGUACAACCCCCACCCUUGUUUAAAGGGACGCUGCAACCUGCUGAUCAACCAGUACUCGCUUGGCAACAGCUUCUGGUUCCCAGUUGGAGGCUUCAUGCAGCAAGGAUCCACCAUUGCCCCUAGAGCUCUGUCCACACGUUGUGUGAGCGGAGUGUGGUGGGCCUUCACAUUAAUCAUCAUCUCCUCCUACACCGCCAACCUGGCCGCCUUCCUAACAGUGCAGAGGAUGGAGGUACCGAUAGAGUCAGUAGAUGAUCUGGCAGAUCAGACGGCGAUAGAAUAUGGCACCAUGCACGGUGGAUCCACGAUGACCUUCUUCCAGAACUCCCGCUACCAGACGUACCAGCGCAUGUGGAACUUCAUGCAAUCAAAGCAGCCCAGCGUGUUUGUGAAGAGCACAGAGGAGGGGAUUGCCCGUGUCCUCAACUCUAACUACGCCUACUUGCUGGAGAGCACGAUGAAUGAGUACUACCGCCAGAGGAACUGCAACCUGACUCAGAUUGGAGGACUGUUGGACACUAAGGGCUAUGGUAUCGGCAUGCCGCUGGGGUCAGUGUACCGUGACGAGUUCGACCUAGCCAUCCUCAAACUGCAAGAGGACAAUCGUUUGGAAAUCCUGAAGAGGAAAUGGUGGGAUGGCGGCAAGUGUCCAAAAGAGGAGGACCACCGUGCUAAAGGUCUAGGAAUGGAGAACAUCGGUGGCAUCUUUGUGGUGCUGGUGUGUGGACUGCUGGUGGCAAUCUUCAUGGCAGUGCUGGAGUUUGUCUGGAUGUUAAGGCACGCGCCAGGAAAUGAGCAGUCAGUGUGUGAGGAGAUGCUGCGGGAGCUCCAGGGGAUCGUUCUGUGUCGCGACAGCCUGCAGGCGAGGCGCCGCCGGGCGGCGUCGAUGCUGCGGCCACGGCCCUUACCUCUGGAGGAACGUCGGGCGCGAGCUGCCGCUGUCAGCCUCAGCAACGGAAAACUGUGCGGGGGCACGGGACUGCCUGAACCCCUUUCCCACAGACUGGCGCAGGAGGCUGCCCUGGUCGCGAGGGGUUGUAGCCACAUCCGCAUUUGUCCCGAGUGCAGACGCUUCCAAGGACUGAGGAUGCGCCCCACAGGGGCCCCAGGGGCCCUCCCGUCUCCCACUCACAGUGAGGAGAGCAUAGAGUGGGACAAGACCACAAAUAGCAGUGAACCUGAAUAACGCCCCACAAUUCCAGCAGGACUGCCUUUCCCAGCAGCCACCUCUCUUCUUUCCAGGGAUCAAAGAUCAUGUGGCAUUUUAAUUCUGCCAUCCAGAGUUUAUUCUUAAAGGACAGGACAAUGCUGUGGACUUUCUUUUACCCCUGAGGCGACCGCCAGCAGUGAGUUUUUGGAAUCUCUCCUUGGGCGAACUUUUUCCUUGGUCAUAGGAAAAACUGAUGAGUCUGUCUCAUUGUGGUCUGUCCCUGGUGGCCCUCUGUACCGUGUAAAACAGGACAGACAAAAACAGCUACGGGGCAUUUGUACUAUGCAGUAUUUCCAGUCAUUUAUCAUUGUGCUGUUUCUUUUCUUUCCUUUUUAAAUUAUUUCUGUCCUCUGUUGGAUUAUCAGUACUGAAUAUUGUUAUUCUAUUGUUAAAAAAAACAAAAACUUUAAACAAGGUCCUUUUUUUAUCUGACAAUUUACUCUAGGAACGUAUAUUGCCUCUGAAGAGCUGCAGAGAUGGACAGACUAAUGCAAGGUCGACCUUCACGUUCUUUUGUUUUGAAAGUGCCAAAAACCACAAGCAUCAUCUUGUGGCUGAAGAAAGCACCACAGCCUUGAGAAGACGGCAAACUCAUGUGAACAUAGAAAACAAAAGGACAGACAUGCGGACACAAAGACUCCUUUUAUAGUAGUGAUAUUCUAUUAAAAAAUGUUUUAACUGUUGGGAUCUCUGAAAGACAGUGAUGCAUGUCCAGAGGUGUUGGCCAGUGCUCACUGAAUGAGUCAUCCUGAAGUGGUUCCAGGGUAGUGAAGUGAACUUAAAGAAAGAUUUUCUCUUUUGAAUACCUGCUUAAAAACAUGAUGUCUACGCACACAAACGUACAUGCACAGAGACAUCCUCUUAUAUCAUCCCUCUUCUGUGCACUGACAUUACUUUCUCCUCCAUCUGUCCUCCAUAUCUGACACAUUUAUUGUCCUUGCAGACCCCUUUAUGCUCUCUUGCUUACAAAUAUAUCCAUUGUAAGUUAUAAGACAUCAUUAUUUUCCUUUUUUUCCAGCUUACAUAUUCAGUAUGUGUAUCAAACCCAGCAUAUAUUAGAACCAACCAAAAACAAAGUCCUCGGUAGAGUGAAGGGAUUUUUAUAUCAGCAGUUGGCUUGGCUUGUUUUAAAUGUCAGCGCAGUUAAACUUUUAUUGAAAGUGAUGUUUUACACACUGCUCGGAGGAGACAGCCUGGGUGCACUCUGACAUUUUGAUACUAUAAUUUUUGCAAAAAACCCCAAACCAAACUUGGAAUACAUUAACCAGGCUAAAACGUGGCAGAUAUUUAAUGCAAAGUGAUGCAGAAGGAGCUGAAACACACUUAUUUUUCCUUUCCCCACUACCAAAGUAUUUGGAAUGGUUAAAAUCAGUUACCUUGAUUUGCUUUGCAUCAGCCAUAACUUGAAGAAGUGAGGUAACAAGAAUCAACCACCAGCAACAGGAGUCUUAAACUCUCCUCACUUUCUGCUCGCAUUACAGAGACAUAUGGCUUAUUUUCCUGCUGUACCGGCUGGUUUGAAGGUGUUUCUGUACAAUAGCCCGACCGUUGCACGGCGAGAAUCAACGGUCAUCCAGCUGUCUGCUCCGCUUCUUGCUUAUCUUUGAUGUGCCCAUCAUUUUAAAUCUGCCCAUCAGGUUCUGUCAAUCACCAUCCCUCAAAACCAGGCUGCCAACUCGACACAGCUUGAAGGUACCGCUGCAGCGUCUCUUGUUCUUUUAUUAGCCGCGAAUGCUUUCUGUCUCCAUCCUUUUUCAUCUGCAGGUUUUCAUGCUUGGAAAUUCACGCAUAUUAUCAUUUAUCAUC
Oreochromis aureus is the source of this 5531-nucleotide messenger RNA. RefSeq names its product glutamate receptor, ionotropic, kainate 4 (gene grik4). The transcript has 22 exons. NCBI's taxonomy places the organism in Eukaryota, Metazoa, Chordata, Actinopteri, Cichliformes, Cichlidae. Gene Ontology annotation, biological process: modulation of chemical synaptic transmission; monoatomic ion transport; synaptic transmission, glutamatergic. Gene Ontology annotation, molecular function: kainate selective glutamate receptor activity; transmitter-gated monoatomic ion channel activity involved in regulation of postsynaptic membrane potential. The record is from RefSeq and is a predicted model, not a curated record. Bases 798 to 3701 code for a protein of 967 amino acids. Gene Ontology annotation, cellular component: kainate selective glutamate receptor complex; postsynaptic membrane; plasma membrane.